AUGAGCGGACGUGGACCAAUUUCAAAACUUAUUGGCGGAGCGGUCGAUUUUACGAAGGAGUAUCGAGCGGACCAAAAAGAACGGAAAGAAGCCCGCGAGAGGAAUGAACAGGCCGGGGGUUCAUCGAACGCGUCUACUAUUCAAAAACACCAAGAUGCACUCGAAGACGAGUCUUCCAGUGACGAUGAGGAGGACUGGGCUAUUGAGCUCGACGAAGCUCAACAGCGCCAACAGCCGGGUCAAUCUCACCAAGCGGACGAUAAUGCCGAUCCUGAGGAGCUUCUGCGACGGUUCAUUGAACAGCACCCACCCCCGCCCUACGAAGCGGGCCAGCAGACUCACCCACUACCCAUGCCCGUCAUCCUCCCACAGCGUCGACCAGAAGCCCGCCACCGCGGUUUCGUGAGAGCCUACGCGCCAGUGCUUAAUGAGUGCGGCAUCGACCAGACAGCGUGGCUGGAGUUUCUCGACGGAUUCGAAAAGAGCAUCAAGUUAAACCCCUGGUUCAAUGUCUUGAACGCAGGGGUGAUGGUUGCCGAUCACGCCCACAUGGCAGUUUCGGGCUUCAGCCCAAUCGCAAUGCUUGUCACCUUCGCAAUCCACACGAGUCUCGAGACUUCACGCAGAACCUACGUGAACUACAGGCAAAACGGAUACCUCGACACCAUGAAUGAGAAAUUCUUCAAGCCUCGCGGGCUGUUUUGUCUCAUUGUGAAGUACAAGCCUUCGAGCACGGAACUUAUCGAGGACAUUGAUCUCGAACACAACAUCGCAAAGGCUGUCGAUGACAGAGAUGGGCAGAGCAAGUGGAAAAACGCCGUGCGCUCAGCCUCCACGACGACAAAGAGCGAGGUAGAGAUCCCAGAACCGGCACCUCUUGUUUUUCCGCAGCUGGAUGCUCUAGACGAGGGGAAAAAGCAGAACGCAGUCAAGGAAUUCGGGCAGUUCGUGUCCACGUAUUUCGAUCGCAGGGCUGCCUCCCACUUCCAGGCCCAGCACCCCGAUUCCAAGAUUCCGCAAGCCCCACAACUGCAGCAAAGCAUCCCGAGCACUUCGUCAAGUAGUGGGGGACUCCUCUCAAUGGCAACGGGUGGGAAAGUUGUUGGGCCUAUUGGCCGCAUUCAGCAAAGGCGUAACGACCGCCGUGAGGAGUUGGGCAUCGAUCGCAAGGUAGGAAGGCAGGCCAGAAGGGAAAGGAGAAGAGAGCGAAAGAAGAACAGGCCGUUGAAGAAGAUGAUGAAACAGGACGCCCUCUACUUGAUGGUAGUGAAUCUACCUACCCAAGAAGAGAUGGAUGCAGUGGCGGCCCUUAGGCAAAAGUGA
Molecule: messenger RNA, 1323 nt
Organism: Colletotrichum chrysophilum
Lineage: Eukaryota; Fungi; Ascomycota; Sordariomycetes; Glomerellales; Glomerellaceae
Exons: 1
Coding region: 1-1323 (440 amino acids)
Source: RefSeq, a predicted model, not a curated record